GGUCGCAGAACCGAGCGCCCGCACCGCGCCGACUGAUCCGUCUGUCCGUCGCAGCCGCCGCCGCGCCGCAGCCACGAUGAUCCGCGUUCACGUGAACUCCACUCAAUAAACUGUGAAUGUGAUUGCAAUAUUAUUAUACGUAUUGUUCUUUAUUUACUCCAUUAAAAACUGCUAACAGUGACGGUGAACAUUUUUACCAGGAAUAUUUUUCUGCUGAUGUGCGUUUGAAGAGAAGCUCAAGCCAUGCGCAGCGACAUGGCGUAUCGUGGCUUGUCGCAGCAUGUGGAGCUGGACCGGGCGGCCGACCCUCGCGACCGGUUCACGCUGCAGGAGCUCAUAGGCGAGGGCACAUAUGGUGAAGUCUACUGCGCUCGGGAUAAGAGGUCCGGCAAGAGAGUCGCCAUUAAAAUUUUAGAAAAUAUCACUGAAAACAUAGAAGAAAUUGAAGAGGAGUUCUUAGUUUUCCGGGAUUUAUCAAGUCAUCCGAACAUACCAGAAUUCUUUGGACUAUUCCUAAAAAGAGGCUUAAGCUCUGACGAUGAUCAAAUAUGGUUUGUCAUGGAACUUUGCACAGGUGGUUCAGUGACUGACUUAUGUUCUGGGUUGAGAGCUCGCGGGAGCAGCCUCACUGAACCGCAACUGGCGUACGUUUUGAGAGGAACUGUGCGCGCUCUCACGCACCUCCACGCACACCGGUGCAUGCACCGUGACGUCAAAGGUCACAACAUUCUGCUCACCGAAGACGCGGAGGUCAAACUCGUCGAUUUCGGCGUGUCCUCGCAUCUGGCCGCUACUGCGGCAAGGAGAAACACAUCGGUUGGAACUCCUUAUUGGAUGGCUCCAGAGGUUAUAGCAUGCGAACAACAGUUAGACCAAUCUUAUGACUGCAGAUGUGAUGUGUGGUCAGUUGGUAUCACGGCCAUUGAGCUGGCGGAAGGCGAACCUCCUUUAUCGGGACUGCAUCCAAUGAGGGCUCUGUUCCAAAUACCUCGAAAUCCUCCACCAUGUUUGACGCACCCGGACAUGUUUUCACCACAACUUGUAGAUUUUAUAGGCGAUUGCCUUAUAAAAGAUAUGAACCAAAGACCUUUCGCGAGGGAACUUUUGGAACACCCGCUAAUGCUUGCAGUGAAUACUUUUGAAGAUAAGAUACGCAAAGAACUUCAGGCAGAGAUAAAGAGACAAAGAGCUGAAGGUCGCGGUAGUCGCGCUCCUGAAGCCACCACAAAACGAGGCAAGUUGAAGUCCCACAGAAAGGCGCGCCCUGAGAAAAUGUACACCGAUGACCUGGCGACCCUCGACGUGCUGACCGAAGAGGCCAUAGUCGAGCAGCUACAAAAGCGAUACAAUCAGAACCAUAUAUACACAUACAUAGGGGACAUAUUGGUCGCAGUGAACCCUUUCACUGACAUUGGAAUUUAUACUACUAAGAGUCAACAAAUUUAUCAAGGACGGUGCCGAUCCGAUAAUCCGCCACAUAUUUACGCUGUGGCUGAUGCUGCUCACCAAGCUCUUCUUCAUCAGAAGGUGCACCAAGCGAUAGUUAUCUCUGGAGAAAGCGGUGCCGGCAAGACUGAGUCCGCCAAUCUUUUAUUGAAGCAACUUGUGUUCUUGUCCAAGACACAAAACCGGAAUUUAGAAGAGAAAAUUCUCCAAGUAAAUCCUAUCAUGGAGGCUUUUGGAAAUGCUCGUACGGGUAUUAACGCAAACAGUUCCCGUUUCGGAAAAUAUCUGGAUUUAUCCAUGAUGAGGGUGGGCAGAAUAUCCGGUGCAAGAAUAUCUGUCUACCUAUUAGAACAGUCGAGAGUAGUUCACCAGGCAUUAGGCGAGAGCAAUUUCCACGUAUUCUAUUAUCUGUACGAUGGUUUAGAAAGUGAAGGACGUUGGAGGAAGUUCUACUUAGAUGAACAAUUGAAAUCGCGACAUCAGUACUUGCAGCCGUUAUCCGUGGUCCAUAGGGAGCACAAUGUUCACCGUUGGAGACAACUCAAUCAGGCCUUUAAGGUGGUUGGAUUUCAAGAAGAAGAGGUACAAAUUAUAUACAAAAUGUUAGCAGCUAUAUUGCAUCUAGGUGAUAUUGAGUUUGGAGAGAUGGCUGGCGAAGACAAUGCGGAUAAUAGGGCUACCAUAAUUGACACUGCACCACUUCAUAGAGCCUCAUGUCUUCUCGGCGUGGAGACGGCAGAUCUACGAGAAUGUCUGACCAGCAGUAGCGUGGUUGCCAGAGGAGAGACCAUCGCCCGACACAGCUCUCCUAUUGAAGCCGCAGUUGCGAGAGACGCUACAGCCCGAGGUUUAUAUGCUAGAGCCUUCGAUAGGAUCGUAGAGAGGAUCAAUGCUUUAUUGUGUCAAAAUAGACCGCAAGGUGUCGAACAAUUGUCCAUUGGAAUAUUAGAUAUUUUCGGCUUCGAAAACUUCUCGAAGAAUUCGUUUGAACAAUUAUGUAUUAAUGUUGCGAACGAGCAGAUUCAGUAUUACUUCAACCAACACAUCUUCACAUGGGAACAACAGGAAUACAUGGCUGAAGGAGUUCCCGUGGAUCUUGUGGAGUUCUCGGAUAACAGACCUGUAUUAGAUAUGCUACUCUCCAGACCUAUGGGCUUGCUUGCUCUACUUGAUGAAGAAAGCAGGUUUCCAAGAGCGACAGAUAGGAGUCUUAUUGAAAAGUUUCAUAAUAACGUCAAGAGCAAAUAUUACGUCCGACCUAAGUCUGAUGCAAUAUGCUUUGCAAUACAUCACUUUGCCGGCAGAGUAGUUUAUCAAGCUGAAGGUUUCUUGGAGAAAAAUCGGAAUUUUUUACCACCCGAAGUGGUUCAACUAAUGAGGCAAAGUCAGUAUGACAUCAUCAGAUUCUUGUUCCAAUGUCCUAUUACAAAAACAGGAAAUUUAUACUCGCCGCUUCAGGGUGAUUUAGAUACAAGGACAUUGGAAAGUCCAAUAUGUGGAGACGUUCGGGAUCGUUUUAAUAGCCGAGGCCUAGCCUCCCAAUCUCGUGCCCAACAAACUGUGGCAACCUACUUCCGAUACUCAUUGAUGGAAUUAUUACAAAAAAUGGUCAGCGGCACGCCACAGUUUGUGAGAUGUCUUAAGCCAAACGAUUCUAGAUCUCCCAAGCAUUUUGAUUCAGCGAAAAUAUUAAAACAACUUAGAUAUACAGGUGUCCUAGAAACUAUAAGAAUAAGACAGAAUGGUUUCUCGCAUCGACUGCCAUUCGAAGAGUUUAUUAAGAGGUAUAGUUUCUUAGCAUUUGCUUAUGACGAAGAAAUAAAACCGAAUCGUGACACGUGCCGUAUUUUGUUAAUGAGACUUAAAAUGGAUGGUUGGGCGCUAGGAAAGUCUAAAGUUUUCCUCAAGUAUUAUCAUGUAGAGGUUCUUGCCAGGAUAUACGAAGAACAGAUUCGAAAAGUGGUGCUGGUACAAGCUUGCGCCCGCGGGUGGUUAGCGCGGCGCUACUACCAGCGGCUGAAGGCGCAGAUGGCGAUAUCUGUGCUUACACUGCAGCGGCACGUGCGCGGCUGGCUCACGCGCAGGAAGCUGCAAGAGCGGCAGCUCGCCAGGGAAUUCCAGCGGGAGCAGAUGGAACAGGACAACCACAAAAGACAUCAAAAAUCCGGUGUAUCAAAUAAAAAUAAAGCGUUGUUGAAGGCGAAAGUGUUACGCAGAAUGACGUCAGAUGAUAGCGAUAGCAAUGAAACGAACUACGGCAACAAAGAGAACAUAGACACCAAUAAAGCUGCUGUCGUCAUACAAAGCCAUUUUCGAGGAUACACGGCUCGGCGCAAGUGGGCCAAAGGUCGCGCGCCUCCACCGCCUAAACAACCAGCGCCACCGCCACCGACGUCACAGCAACUCAUGCAGCAGUACUCUGUACAAGAGCGGGCUGCGCAACUGCAGACCUUCGCUGACCAGGUUCACGACAGAAACCAAGAGGUGCACAAGAACCUGCGUCGUAACAAGCCUGGCGUGCGGUUACAAGAUGUGCAGCGUCCGCCGGACGAGUACCGCCCGCCGCCGGGAUUCACGCUGGUGCCGGCCAUCAUAAGGGGCCAGCCGUCGCAACUCGAACGAGAUGCCAGCCGCCUGUCUAGUUCCAGAUAUCAGAACAAGGAUCACGCAGAGCACCGUUCGCCUUCGAAUCAGAACCGAUACAAUCUUCCUUGCAGCCGGCAGUGCGGCGGACUAGUCAGUAACAAAAUCAACGAACUCGUGAAGCACGUCCAGAAAUCCGAAGCGCCGCCGCGGCCCGUAUUCAAUCCCGCGUACGACCCCGAAUCAGAUCUCCGGCGGAUCUUACGCAACUCACCCGAAAUACUUGCCACACCCGUGUUCAGCUCCGACGACGACUACACCGAGGGCCCGUUCCGGUUCAAGCAACUCCUGCGACCUACACUAGGACCGACAGAGAGUCUCCGCAAGAGGAAAGUGCGUAACUCCCCCGGCCAAAGUCCAUGGCUGUCAGAUAGUUCACAAGACAGCACGAGUUCUAAACAGCCCUCUUAUAAUAAAAGAAGACCGCAAAUCAGUAUGGGCGUUUAUUACAAUUGAAUUGAUACUCGUAUUUUCCUAGUCCAAGAUGAACUACUUCGAAUAUCUCUGAGUGGUCCUAAAUUUGAGCAAAAUCAAUUCCAUCUGUUUAGUUAUCUACGUUAGGACCAACAGAGAGUCUGCCUGUAAGAGGAAGGUGCGCAACUCCCCCGGACAAAGCUCUUGGCUAUCGGAUAGCUCACAAGACAGCACGUUUACUUAACAGCCCUCUAAUAUAUAAAGCAAAUCAGCAUGGGCGUGUAUUACAAUUGAUAUUUUCAUGGUUGAAGUUGAUCUACUUCGGCUUUUUAAAACGGUGAAUCUAAACUUGUAUCGAAUCAGUAUCAAAUUUCCAAAUGCUAAUAGUGGAACAUUAUUAAAAGCUAGGUAUAUUGUUACACUAGAUUGACAUUUUGCUCGGGUCUAAGUGUUCUUCCAGAUGAUGGAGAUUGAUGAGUUCUUAAAAAUAAAAAGACCUCUUUACGCCCUUUUCCGGGCGGCGGCAUGAGGGUGGAGGUAAACUAUUUACAAUAUCUCAAAUGAAAAGGUCGACAUCAAGUCUAGGGAUUACAGUACUGGUCAGUGAUCCUAGCAGUCACGUAAAAAGCAGUUUUUUGUGAAGGAAAAAUGUCAUAGUUGUUAAAUGAUUAUUUCCAUAUAGAAUGAUAGGAAGUGUAUAGCCUCCGUCCAUAUUUAUUUUAAGAGUGAUGAGUGUUAGACGCUGCGCAAAUGUGGACACUUUUGUGUCUUGUGUCAGUUACAAGCUAUCAAUGAUUUUUUGAUUUCUACAGAACCAUAAUUAAAUCAGCCAUUCAUUAAACAUUUCUUGUGUCUAGUUGCUUCGACUUUACGUUGACGAUCAAAAAGUGAAAAUUCGUCAGUUGAAGACACAAGCAACAUUAACUUUUCUUACAAGUGUACAGGGCUGAGCCGCCCCGGACACAGCAACUACGGUUUCCUGUGAUGCUGUGCCGUGUCGGUUCAAAAAGUGUCUACGUUUUCGCAGCGCCUUAUAAUAUUUACUAAGAAGCAAUCAGUUAUUCUGAAUAUUUUAUUACGACUUAUACGGAAACAAAAAUAUAUUGUGUGUUUUUAGUAAUAAAUUGAGAUGUUAAUUAAACGUUGUGAUGACGAUAUAUAUUUAUGAGGCGUUUACUGUUUAUAGAUUGAACCACCUAUAUAACUCUUAAAAGUUUAAGAUAAUAACUUAUAUUAUUUAGUAUUAAUCUUUAUAAAGAAAUAAAACCAAAGUCUUACUUGUUAUAUUAGUAAAAUAAGCAUACUUACAAUAGAUCUUUAUUAGCAUCUUACCUAUUCUCUGUAACGUUUUUCGUAGGCUAAAAAUUGAUCUUGGUAUUUAUCAGUAUUAUAUUUUUUAUUGAACCUUGAAUACUGUAAAACUUAAUAAAUCUGGAAUAACUUCUCACACUUAAGUUGAUUUUAUAAAGUGUGAGUUUGAUAAUGCCAUCAAAUGUUGGAUUAUUUGGAUCAUUGACAACUUUUGUGAUAAUGUGCCAAUGAUUAUAAUAAGUUUACAUACUGUUAGGUAACUGUUUGAAAACGAAUAAAUAUAAAUUAAUUG
Molecule: messenger RNA, 6106 nt
Organism: Chilo suppressalis (striped riceborer)
Lineage: Eukaryota; Metazoa; Arthropoda; Insecta; Lepidoptera; Crambidae
Source: the annotation of a GenBank genome assembly